AUGAACUCCCCAGACGAUGCUACGGCCUCUGUCAACACCUCAGAUACACACGCUAGCUCUACCAACUCCUACCCGCUUCGCCCCAGCGACCGCCGCGGCUUUGAGAUAGCUAUUAUUUGUGCAUUGACCCUCGAAGCAGAUGCUAUCGAAGCCUUGUUCGAUCGUCACUGGGAAGAUGACGGUCCGCCUUUUGAUAAGGAGCCAGGCGACCCUAAUGCAUACUCAACGGGGGUGAUCGGCCGUUUCAACGUUGUCCUCGCACAUAUGCCGGGAAUGGGCAAAGUCAAUGCCGCUACUGUCGCUGCCAACUGCGGGAAAAGCUUUCCAAGCAUCAAGCUUGCUCUGGUGGUCGGUAUCUGUGGUGUCGUUCCGUUCAGCCCUACCAAGGACGAGAUCAUCCUGGGCGAUGUCAUCAUCAGCAACGGGGUCAUCCAGUAUGAUUUUGGCCGACAGUUUCCCGAGUGCCUGGUCCGUAAGGAUACGUUACUGGAUGUCCCUGGCAGACCCAACCUGGAGAUCCGGGGAAUCUUAACAAAGCUGCAAGGUAUCCGACACCGCCGCCAAUUAAGCGCUAAGAUCGAAAGCUUUCUAGAUAUUCUCCGUCAGGAUCCGGAGCUUCACGCUGAGUAUCCUGGAUCUAUCGAAGAUAUGCUCUUUGAGGCUACCUACCGCCACGCGGAUGAUCGGAGGUCAUGUGAGCAGGCUAGAUGCACAGGCGCCCUAGUCAAGAGAAACCGACUGUCGACUACAGAUAUUCAUCCAAAACCUGCUGUCCAUUUUGGUUUGAUGGCUUCUGCAGAUACAGUUAUGAAGUCAGGCGAAGAUCGUGACCGCAUAGCCUCAACAGAAGACGUUAUUGCCUUUGAGAUGGAAGGCGCUGGCGUUUGGGAUAGCUUCCCCUGUAUUAUUAUCAAGGGCGGUUGUGAUUAUGCUGAUAGUCACAAAAACAAGGUUUGGCAACGGUAUGCAGCAGCCACAGCUGCAGCUUGCGCGAAGGCUUUUCUGGGCUUUUGGACCCCGUCAAUUACUCAAGAUGUCGCGUAUCUGACUGCAAACCUCAAGAGACGCUGCUCAUUAGCAGACCGAGAAUAUAUUGAGCAGAGAAAAAGGCUCGCCGAAGAGCCCACGACAGAAUCUAAGAGUCACUACCUACCGCUGCCGAGGAAUAAGAACUUUACUGGUCGCGAGGGAACAAUCGCUGAGCUUCAAAAACUUCUCUUCACUGACCCCAAUGGCCAGCGAGUCGCUUUGGUCGGUUUGGGCGGCGUUGGUAAGACACAAAUUGCUCUUCAGCUUGCACAUCUUGUGAAGAAAGAAGAACAGGCAGACCGUAGCUACUCUGUCAUAUGGAUGCCCGCGUUGAGCAUGGCGAGUUUCGAACAAGCCUGUACCAAGAUGAUCAGCGAGUUUGGCAUCGAGCAGACAAAUGACGAGAACGCCAAGGAAACUUUUAGGAAGUUUCUAAGCUCAGAAAAAGCCGGCAAUUGGUUUCUUAUCAUCGAUAAUGCAGAUAACAUCGAGACUCUGUACGGAACGGCCGAGGCCCCGGGAGGCAUCGACGAGUUCAUACCAGACUGCGAGCACGGUUGCAUUUUGUACACAACCCGAUCUCGUGAGGUUGCUGUUAGCGUGGCGCAGAAUAAUGUCGUUAAGCUAUCAGAAAUGGAUGAUGAGGAUGCGAAGGCCCUCUUAAAGAGUUCAUUGAUUGAAAAGGGCCAGAUGGAGGACACUGUUCUUAUCGACAAGCUCCUACAUAAGCUUGCCUAUCUACCUCUUGCUAUCACCCAAGCUUCAGCAUAUAUGAAAGUUAAUGAGAUCUCAGUCAACGAAUAUCUCAACCUCCUCCAAAAUACCAAUCAGGAUAUGGUGGAACUGCUCAGUUGUGGGUUCCGUGAUAAAACUCACUACGACUCUUCCCAAGGCGCGGUUGCUACCACCUGGAUUGUGUCCUUCAAACAAAUCCGCGCUCUCCACGAAGACGCCGCAACACUUCUAUCAAUCACGGCCUAUCUUGAACCAAAGGCUAUACCUCGUGCCUUAUUACCGCCCCUUGGCUCAGAUCAAAAGAUGACUCGUGCUAUUGGUACGCUUUGCGGAUACAGCUUCUUGAGUAAACGAGAAGAUGGAGAGACGUUUGACAUGCAUAGUCUCGUUCACCUUGCCAUAAAAAGAUGGAAUGAAGGAGAGGGACUUGAGGCAGGAACACGACAGAUGGCAUUCGCACAUAUUGCUGAGACUUUCCCAUACAACAACUGGGAGGAUCGUGAGCUAUGGCGACAGUAUAUGCCACAUGCACUUAGACUCCUAACAAGCACAGAUGAUGCCAGUCCUGGAGACAGAUGCCUACUCGGAGAUAAGGUUGGCCGAUGCUUGCUCAUUGACGGACGGACAAAACAGGCAGUGCAUAUCCUUGAGUCUGUGGUUGAGAUCGGCAGGGCAACUUUGGCAGAGAAUGACAGUGACCGACUGACAGGAGAGCAUCGUCUUGCAACGGCAUAUAGAUUUAACGGGCAAACAAAACAGGCAACUGGACUGCUUGAACAUGUGGUUGCAAUGAGAGCAAACUUAGCAGAGAAUGACCCGGAUCGACUGGCAUCACAACAACAGCUUGCAGCAGAGUAUAUGAGUAGCAGGCAGACUAAACAAGCAAUUGAAAUGCUUGAGCAUGUGGUUGCAAUGAGAGCAAACUUAGCAGAGAAUGACUCGGAUCGACUGGCAUCACAACAACAGCUUGGACGCGCAUAUAGAGUUGACGGAAGAAUAAAAGAGGCAAUUGAAAUGCUUGAGCAUGUGGUUGCAGUUCAUGGAGAGACAUUGCCAGAGAAUCAUCCCUAUCGGCUGGCAUCAGAACAACAGCUUGCACGCGCAUAUAGAGUUGACGGAAGAAUAAAAGAGGCAAUUGAAAUGCUUGAACAUGUGGUUGCAGUUCAUGCAGAGACAUUGCCAGAGAAUCACCCCUAUCGGCUGGCAUCAGAACAUGAACUUGGGGUAGUAUACCAAGAGAAUGGGCAAGCAAAAGAGGCAAUUGAACUGCUUGAACACGUGGUUGCGGUCCGCGCAGGUGUACUGUCAGGGGACAAUCCUGAUCGGCUGUCAUCAGAACUUGCACUUGGAAUAACAUACCAACAGAACGGUCAAACAAAAGCGGCAAUCGAACUGCUUGAGCAUGUGGUUACAGUCAAGACGGCUGUACUGUCAGAGGACCAUCCUGAACGGCUUUCAUCAGAACACGCACUUGGAGUGUGUUACCAAAAGAAUGGGCAAACAAAAGAGGCAGUUGAACUGCUUGAACAUGUGGUUUCAGUUCGAAAGAUUGUACUAUCGGAGGACCAUCCUAGUCGGCAGCUAUCAAUAAAGUGGCUGCAGUACUGCUAUGAUAGCUUAGAGGAGAUUGGCGUUCCAGCAGAGUCAGACGGCUGGGAAAUUGUUGAUGAAAUGUAA
Fusarium musae is the source of this 3441-nucleotide messenger RNA. RefSeq lists its product as uncharacterized. The coding region runs from base 1 to 3441 and encodes 1146 amino acids. The record is from RefSeq and is a predicted model, not a curated record. Gene Ontology annotation, molecular function: ADP binding; catalytic activity; protein binding. NCBI's taxonomy places the organism in Eukaryota, Fungi, Ascomycota, Sordariomycetes, Hypocreales, Nectriaceae. Gene Ontology annotation, biological process: nucleoside metabolic process. The transcript is spliced from 2 exons.